AAAAGUGAGCUGACGUCAUCGAGCAGACGGAGGACUGUGAUUGGUCAGUUUCUCUGCGUUAUUGUGCUGUUGUCAUUGCUGCUCGGCGCUGUGGGAGUAGUCAGAAUAUCCAGGACCACGACCAGAAACGUGAUUACGUAACGUGACGACGGGGUAAUUUGCUCAAGCGGUUGCUGCUGGGCGUCUGAAGAACGACUCCUCGGCUUCAAGCUGCUUUAGUAGAUUUUCUUUGAAACCUCAACAUAGCACAAUCACAGCUGACACUUUGCAUUGCAUGUCAAGACGGCGUCGAGCUGACACCGAAAAUAGGUUGGAAGGUGGACAGGGGCUAUUGGCAGACACAUGGCUGCAGUGCAUCAACCAGGGUACCCACCCAGGGACUCACUUUACUGGGAUGAAACGGAGUGCCUAAACUACUAUGGGAUGUUGUCUCUCCAUGAGGUCUUUGACGUAGUUGGUUCUCAGCUGUCAGAGACUGACAUUGAGGUGUUAUCGUUCCUCCUCAAUGAAAUCUGUCCUACAUCACACCCUCUUGAUCCAGCAGGCUGGACAGUUGAGCCCGGUGUGGGAGAUCCAGAUGACUCCGGCGUGUCCCCGAGUCCUGAACUGCUAAAGGCCUGGAGGCGGUUAAAGCCUCAGCACUCCCAGGGUCACUUAGUGGCCUCGUGUAAGCCCACAAGCGGCCUUGAGCUGCUGUUAGAGCUGGAGAGGCGAGGCUACCUCAGUGAUGGCAACCUGGAGCCACUACUGCAACUACUGAGAAUCCUCACUCGUCAUGAUCUGCUGCCUUUAGUGUCCUACAAGAAAAGGAGGACAGUAUCUCCAGAGAGAAUUGAACAGAGUUAUGGAAUAGAAGGCAGAGAGAUGGUGUGUGCCUCUGGAAUAACACACAGCUGCAGACAGACAGAAAUACCUCUUCCAUCUUUCACACAGCAAUUGAGAACCAGUAAUUACCCUCCUAUGCCUGGGCCAUCCGCUAGGAAGAGGAAGAAGAAGAGGGGAAAUGGCUGGAGCCGCAGGCCCAAGAAAACAAGCAGACAGGACCAGCCAAUACCUCUACCAUCACCACCACCACAUAAAGUGUCCUGCAAUAUCCGCCUGCGCGUCCGGGCCGAAUACCUGGAGCAUGAGUCGGCCCUCCGUGACGGUGUCUCCUCGGACAAACGGCAGCCCCUGGAGCGGCAGUUUGAGUUGUUCAGCCAAGCCAACUCUCUCCUUCGUGCCAGAGACCUGGGUUCCAUUGUCUGCGACAUUAAGUUCACAGAGCUGGACAACCUCGAGGCCUUCUGGGGUGACUACCUAAGCGGAGCUCUGCUGGAGGCCCUGAAGGGAGUCUUCAUCACUGACUCCCUGAGGAUGGCAGCAGGCACGGAGGGCGUGCGCCUGCUGAUCAGUGUGGACCAGGAUGACUACGAGGAGGGCCGAAGGGUGCUCAGAGUUCGGAGAAUGAUGUCACCCAGUAAUGGUGGGCGCACAGAGACUCACUGGGCUGCAUAGGCUGAUAAGACUCUUUUUCAUGUAUUUAUAUUACCUUUGAAUAAUGGAAUAGUAGAAAAUGCUAUUGAAAGUUAUGGUUUCAGACAGAUUUGGAAGUAUUUUCUUUUGUUGUUGCAAUCCAUGUAAUAACCACUAGAUGGCACCACUUACCAUUGGUUGUUUGUGUUCAUGACAGGCCUUAGUUGAAACAUUACCAUUAUUUGUGAAAGAAAAAUGAAUAACACUGGGUUAAUGUGCUUUGCCUUUGGAUUCAUGCACAGGUGCUACUUUGUAAGACACCAGGAUAUGGAUAGGAUGAAACAGGAUAUUUCAAGAUUUUUUCUUACUCAGGAGCAAGCAAGUCUGCCACAUGAUCUAGUGGUAAGCAACAUUACAUCUUUAAUAAAUAAGGUUAAGACAACUGGGCUGCAACAGAUGAUAGAAAAUACCUACUUAGUGUUCAUUUGCAUCCUCAUGGUCAAGGUUGCACACACAGACAAAUAUACAUAGACACAAACUAAAUGGGCCACAAUCAGACCAAAAUCCUAAUCGAGCAUUUAUUAAACACUUUGUCCAAAUGUAUGCAUAGAUUCUGACAUGGCUCUUGAAAUUCUGAAAUACAAACAGACUAUUAUACCCAACAAACCAUGCUUCACUGUUCACGGUUGCUUGGUUUUCCUAGACAUGUUGGGCUUGAAGAAUAAUGAUAAUGCCAUCUGGCACUUAUCAUUAAUAAAACAAAUAUGAAGGACAACCCUGCCAAGAAAAGUUUCUGAUCUUUAAAAAUUUGAGAAAAUUGAGCACAGAAGGAAAAGUGGGCUUCUUUCAGUACAGAUUGACCUUUAUGUGUAACUUUGGUCCACCCAUAUACACCUAGAUAACAAACACUGGGAUUCUCAGCUCUGUGUACCAUGAUAACCUGACUUGUGAUUGCGGUGGUCAGUGGAUACGGCAGUUGCCAGUAGAUGCCAGCAGUGAUUAAGGCUAGGCCUCAGCAGACCAUGGAAGAUUCAUCAUCCCAAGCUUGUCAACAGCAGCCCGGAUAAUGCAAUGGUGGCUUGUGUCCGGGCUUCCAGCUAGGCCUCGGCAAGUGCUUCUCUCAGCAAGUAAAGCACAGGACAGUGCGUCGGUCAAUAGAAGUGAUGUUGGAGAGAUCAAAAUCAAAAGUGCACAUCCCAGCUCCACUCAGCCCUGCUAUGUAGGCCCAGUAGAGUGGCUCACAAACAGCUGUCUACUCACCCUGCUGGAACUAAUGCCUGGACUUCACUCAUAGAAGACGAUCAAUAAGGCCUCUCCUCUAAGUCCCUCCAUACAGGCACGACUUAAGCAGGCAGACUUGCUACUGUCUGAAGUCCAGGGCUCUGCAGGGCCGGGGAGAGGAAGGGACAAUAGACAUAUUUCCAUGUUUACUUUUGUGUGUUUUUGAUAAAUGAAUUUCUUAAUGUAUUGUUUACAGGAGGAAAACAUUAACUAAUUCAGGGGAAAUUUUUUGUUAAAAAAAUUGCUUUUGGUAUCGCUAUUCUGUUUGUGGCAAUUUAUAUAUUAGACAUUAUUUCUGGUGAAUAAUAAAAGGUGUGAUGGCCUUAAGCUGUUUGUGCACACUGUUAUUGUUACUGAUCAAACUUUAUUGUACCAAUAACUAAAAUUGCCACAAUUUUAAACUUUGCUGCCAAAGUCAUGCAAAAGAAGAAAACUGAGAACUACACACUGGUUUUUGUCUUACGAUUCCGUAAGAUUUCAGAGUUGUCCAUAUCAAAAUCAGAAACAUUUUUAGGCAAGCUCUUGUAUAGGUAAAAUACUUGCUCAAACACAGACCAACCAAACAGUCUAAUACAUGCAUUUGGUGUUAAUUUAGGGUUUAGAAUAAAGUUUAAAGAUUAUGUGUCAUAGAAAAAUUUAUUGUGUGCAGCACAGCAGUUUUCGCCUAUAGGAAGGUUUGAAACUGAAACCUGAAACCUAGCACCACUUGUCAUCUUCUGGAAUCCCUCUGUCUUAUCUUGAAUCUCUUUGUCUUCCGUUUUGUUAUAGUGCUUGUUUUUGUUAUUUUUCUCAGUUUUCUGAAUUGUCAUUUUUCCCAGUCCUCCACCCUCAGUACCUGUAUUAGUGGGAGUGUGCCCUCUCCCUGCCCCCAAAUGGUCUGAAGAGGUCCAUCGAAUGCAGGUCACCGUGGAUCAGAUCCUUAAUUAUUUCUCCUUGCUCUAAGCUGUCAGCAUGAUGAAACCCCAGAGUGGUGUGUGCUUCGAACAUCUUAUCAAACUGCCCACCCUUGUGCUGUAUGUUCUUCCUUGUACCGUUUACUGGCUUGAAGGCCCAGCAAUUACCCUGGACGUUUGCCAGAAAAUGUGCAAAAACAGGACUUAACACUGACAAAAAACUAUUUUUUCAGUUAAUUUUAUCUGUACAUUUAUGAAAGAUUAUCUCUGCGAGAUGAUUUUUUAUAGAUGGUACCUACAUUUUAAUUUAAGAUAGUUAAGUUUUAGAUAUUUAGCUGCCUUUGUUAUCCACAACUGGUGUUGGGAAGGAUCCUUACGAAAACUACCAUCAGUGCACAUAUAACACCUAUAUUAACAUCUAUUAUGUGGCAGCUUCAUCUUCUCAUUUUGUUUUCAGAUACCUUCAUUCCCUUCUUCAAUGUUUGGCAUCAGUUAAGUAUAAGUUAGAUCAGAGUUUUAGGACCUGAAAUCAGUAUUUGUACUAAUAGGGAAAAGCAGAGAUUAGUCAGUAGGGCUAAAAGUAGUUUGUUUCACUGUAAUAUUACAUGUUUAUUUGUUAUACACAAGUGUUCUUUAAAAUAGUGAGUGGGGUCUUUGACUUUAUCACUGGGCUUCGUUGGACAUAAUUAGGUCUCCUAAUGAAGACCAACACAGUCCUCAAGCACAUGAAUAAAUAAUGUAAAUGUUGGCUAAA
Micropterus dolomieu (smallmouth bass) is the source of this 4383-nucleotide messenger RNA. RefSeq names its product death effector domain-containing 1 (gene dedd2). Gene Ontology annotation, biological process: regulation of apoptotic process; apoptotic process; extrinsic apoptotic signaling pathway via death domain receptors. The transcript has 6 exons. Gene Ontology annotation, molecular function: DNA binding; protein binding. NCBI's taxonomy places the organism in Eukaryota, Metazoa, Chordata, Actinopteri, Centrarchiformes, Centrarchidae. Gene Ontology annotation, cellular component: nucleolus. The coding region runs from base 343 to 1497 and encodes 384 amino acids. The record is from RefSeq and is a predicted model, not a curated record.